Mesocricetus auratus (golden hamster) is the source of this 936-nucleotide messenger RNA. RefSeq names its product olfactory receptor 52E5. Gene Ontology annotation, molecular function: olfactory receptor activity; G protein-coupled receptor activity. Gene Ontology annotation, biological process: G protein-coupled receptor signaling pathway. The record is from RefSeq and is a predicted model, not a curated record. Gene Ontology annotation, cellular component: membrane. Lineage: Eukaryota; Metazoa; Chordata; Mammalia; Rodentia; Cricetidae.
AUGGUGUCAGUUUUGAGGCCUGGGAACUCUACAGGGCCUGUGGCAGUGGAACCAGCAUCCCAGACAGGAAGAUGUACACCUGUAAUCAGCUUGCCCUUCUUUGCAGUGUAUCUAAUAGCUGUCCCGGAGAACACCAUCAUCUUAUUUGUGAUCCAAACUGAAUGCAGCCUCUACAUGGUCUACUUCCUUGCCAUGUUGACUUGCACUGAUUUGGGCUUAUCCAUAGCCACCAUUCCCAAGAUGCUGGGCAUUUUCUGUGAGGCCUGCAUCACACAGAUGUAUACCAUACACAUAUGCACUGGCCUGGAAUAUGUGGUGCUGACAGUUAUGAUCAUAUAUUGAUAUGUUGCUAUAUGCAACCCACUGAAGUAUAACAUGAUCCUCACCAACAAGGUACUAGCUGCUAGUGUAGUCAUCAUAGUUAGGACUUUGGUGUUUGUGACUCCAUUUAUAUUUCUCAUCUUGAGGUUGCCAUUCUGUGGUGUCCAGAUUGUCCCCCAUACCUACUGUGAACACAUGGGUUUGGCAAAGCUAGCAUGUACCAGUAUCAGGGUCAAUGUCAUUUAUGGAUUAGUUGCUUUCUCAGAGGGAUACAUCAACCUAUCUGUGAUUGGAUUUUCCUACAUCCGUAUUCUCCAAACAGUCUUUCACCUUCCAUCCUGGGAUGCUCGGCUCAAGGCCCUUAGCACAUGUGGCUCCCAUGUGUGUGAUUUGGCCAUUAACCUACCAGCCCUCUUCUCCUUCAUGACACAUUGAUUUAGCCAUAUCCCUCAUUACAUACACAUACUUCUAGCCAACCUGUAUGUGGUUCCCCCUGCCCUGAACCCUGUUAUCUAUGGAGUCAGAACAAAGCAGAUAAGGGAAAGAGUACUAAGAAUGCUUAGCCCUAAAUCCAGUGAAAUUUAUCUCCACAAUCUUCAUAACAGUUCAAUAUAA